Messenger RNA from Salvelinus fontinalis (brook trout), 8315 nucleotides. RefSeq names its product TNF receptor-associated factor 2-like. The transcript has 11 exons. The record is from RefSeq and is a predicted model, not a curated record. The coding region runs from base 117 to 1697 and encodes 526 amino acids. Gene Ontology annotation, biological process: positive regulation of canonical NF-kappaB signal transduction; regulation of apoptotic process; protein autoubiquitination. Lineage: Eukaryota; Metazoa; Chordata; Actinopteri; Salmoniformes; Salmonidae. Gene Ontology annotation, cellular component: plasma membrane signaling receptor complex; cytoplasmic side of plasma membrane. Gene Ontology annotation, molecular function: ubiquitin protein ligase binding; ubiquitin-protein transferase activity; tumor necrosis factor receptor binding.
UGAGCAAGAUGUCCACUGGCAGGGAAAAAAAGGAAAUGGAGAGACCUACUUAGAAAAUGUUUUCUGUACCUUGGCUGCAUCUCUACGGAAGCUGUAUGAGACGUUGAUGGAGAGGCAUGGCCCGCAUAUCUCUACCCUCUUUGGACUCCUCCCUUCCAGGGAUACCCCAGAGUGUGCUGGCUGUUUCCAUGGAAGCUAAGUACCAAUGCCAGCAGUGUCACCAGGUCCUGAGGAAGCCAGUCCAGGCUCAGUGUGGACAUCGUUUCUGUGUCCAUUGUUUCAAACUGCUCACCAGCUCCGGCCCAAAGCCCUGUGAAGCCUGUCGACAGGAGGAGAUAUAUGAGGAGCCACAGUCCAUUCUCAAUAGUAAUGAGGCUUUUCCAGACAAUGCAGCUGGUAGAGAAAUUGCCAGCCUACCUGCCAAAUGUAUCAGUGAGGGAUGCUCUUGGACUGGUUGCAUAAAAGAAUAUGAGGCACAACACGAGGGCAAGUGUGAGUAUGAACGAGUACCAUGUGAAACCUGCCAGGUCCUUAUCCUGCGCAGUGAAAAAGAGAGGCAUAAUGAGAGAGAAUGUGAAGCAAGGACAUUGAACUGCAAGUACUGCAAAGUCUCCUUCAACUUCAAGGAAAUCAAGGCUCAUGAUGAAAUCUGCCAGAAGUUUCCCAUGCAGUGCAAGGACUGUGGAAAGAAAAAGAUCCCACGGGAAAAGUUUCUAGAUCACAGCAGAUCCUGUGCCAAGUCUAAGACUGCAUGUCCGUUCAGUGAGGUCGGCUGCAAGGUUGUGAUUGAUAAUGGGAAGCACAGUGACCACGAGCAGACUAGUGUCAUGGAGCACAUGCGUCUGAUCCUGGCGACGAUGCCUCUGGUGAGGCUACAGCGUCCAGAGGCCCCAGGGCUGGGGGAGUGGCAGGAGGACUCUGGGCUGGGCCUGUACCGCGCUCCCGAGGAUGGAGCCACAGCUAAUGCAGCCACAGAUGGGGGAGGAGCCGCUGCCGCCGGACAGACCUUUGGUCUUGACCACAAGGUGAGAGCACUGGAGAAUAUAGUGUGUGUACUGAACAGGGAAGUGGAGAGGAGUUCUCUCACUUUAGAGGCCUUCUCACGACAACAUCGACUAGAUCAGGACAAGAUUGAGAACCUUGGCAACAAGGUGCGUCAACUAGAGCGUACUCUCACCAUGCGGGACCUACAACUGGCUGAGACAGACCAGACUCUGAGAGAACUCCAGUUUUGCACCUUUGAUGGUGUCUUUGUCUGGAAGAUCGCCGACUUCUCACGCCGCCGCCAGGACGCUGUGGCCGGGCGAACACCCGCUAUGUUCUCACCAGCAUUCUACUCAAGUAAAUAUGGCUAUAAGAUGUGUCUGAGACUGUAUCUGAAUGGGGACGGAACGGGUCGAGGGACUCACCUUUCUCUUUUCUUCGUGGUGAUGAGGGGCAAGUGUGACGCUCUUCUCAAAUGGCCCUUCAGUCAGAAGGUGACACUGAUGCUGCUGGAUCAGAAUAACAGGGAGCAUAUCAUUGAUGCCUUCCGGCCUGAUGUAAGCUCCACCUCUUUCCAGCGACCAAUCAGCGAGAUGAACAUUGCCAGUGGCUGCCCACUCUUCUGCCCAUUGGCUAAACUGGCAGGCAAGAGCUCCUAUCUUAGGGAUGACACCAUUUUCAUCAAGGCCAUUGUAGACCUCACAGGCCUGUAGUGACUGUGGAAGUCAAAGGCCUGUAGAAACUAGAAAUGGUAGUCAAAGAUCUGAAGAAACUGGAAGUGGUAGUUAAAGGCCCAAAAAUGCACAGCAGAAGAACACACAAAAUUAUGACUUAUGACCAUAAAAUACAUUAAAUUAUAUAAUACUAUUAAAUAAUAUAAUAUAAUUAUAAGCAUAAUCUAGGCAGUGUCUAUUUAGCCAGCUAACAGCAUUUGAAUGAAAACUUGCAUUCUCUCAGGUGGGUCAAAAAUUCUCUCAGGGAGAGCGCUAUCUCAAGCGUUCGUCAGGUCUGCAGGAUUAUAUAGAUAUUGUAAAUUGUGGAACCAUCAAGUGUGCAGGAGGCACCACCAGUUGCAUGAUAAGGCAUUUACAGGUGAUUUCCAACAUAUUGGUAAUCAGAUUGCAAUGGAGGGUCUAGCCCCCCCAUAUGGGCCAUCUACGAGUGACGUAUUGUUCACCAUAGUUCACACUGUAAUGUUUAAAGUAAUAGUUACAGAGACUUAUAGUGGAUGUCAGAAAUAGAUCUCGCAUAUGGGACAAUGGAGCGCCCUUCACUGGUAACGAAAAGAGAGAUCAGUAGAUUGGACACCAUUGCCUUGAAUUAAUAAGUCUCAAAAUCCUUUACAUAAACAUGCAAAUUGUGGUGGACUGAACCAAUGCUUGAAUAUAGGACCACAGUAUGAGUCAUAAUACCCAUAAAACCUAGCAGUCAAACAGGGAAAUGGUUCCAAUCGUUUUUUCACCAUUAAUUUUUCCCAUGGGAGAUUUUAGAAACACUUAAAAUAAGGGGUUUGUUUCAUGUAGGCUUACACUGGCGUGGCGUUUUGAUAACUGUGUAAAUCUCUCUAUGACAAGGUGACUUUUAUAAAUAUACUCACCUGUAUUUACCCCCCCCCCCCAAAUUCAAUGCUAAUUAGCUGCUAAUGUGGCUAUCAUAAAGGACUACAAAUGCCACGAUUAUCUAGACGAGACUGCCGAAUCGAGGCAAAGGUAAUAAUGUCUGGAUUAACUAAUGUUAGCGGAAUGUAGUAAUGAAUAAAUUGGCUACAUUUCUUUAAAUGGACAAUUCUGUGAACUGUCUAGUGCAAGUUUUAAAUUGACACAAUACCUGUUAGCAAAGGUGUCACCUAGAGAUGACGUGCAGGAGCUUGCAGGGAUUUGUAGUUUUGCAUUAUGUCUAUGUUGAUGCCAAUUAGUAAUUUAUUUUCUGUAAGUAAAUAAAGCAGAAUAUAUUGAUAAGUCACCUUGUCCAACAGAGAUUUAUGUGGCUGUCAAAAUGUCCCGCCAGGGUAAGCCUACACGAAACAUCCCUGAAUUUAAGUGUGUCUAAAAUCCCCUAUGGGAAAAAAGAAUAGUGUGAAAAUGAUUGGAACCAUUUCCCUAUUUGACCGCUAUGUUUUAUGGGUAUUAUGACACCUUCACUGUGGGGUUCUAUUGGCCCUCUCGCUCAGCCUAUUUCUCACUGAUUUUAAAAGAUCAGUAGUGUUAUUUGCUAAUGUUUUAUAAAAAUGUUUGCGAAAGUAUUUUUCACUAGAAAAUGAGUAACCUUACCGGCAAAAUAUACUUUUAACAUCUAAUGCUGUUAGCCGGCUAGAUAACCACUGCCUCUAAAUAAUAUAUACAUACAUAUCUCACACGCAGUGCAUUCGUAAAGUAUUCAGACCCCUUGUCUUUUUCCACAUUUUGUUACUUUACAGCCUUAUUCUAAAACUGUUUAAAUAGUUUUUUUUCUUCAUCAAUCUACACACAAUAACCCAUAAUGACAAAGCAAAAACUGGUUUUUAGAAAUGUUUGCAAAUGUAUUAAAAAUAAAACUUAAAUAUUAUAUUUACAUUAGUAUUCAGACCCUUUACUCAGUACUUAGUUGAAGCACCUUUUGGCAGCGAUUACAGUCUUGAGUCUUCUUGGUUAUGACGCUACAAGCUUGGCACACCUGUAUUUGGUGAGUUUCUCCUAUUAUUCUGUGCAGAUCCUCCCAAGCUCUAUCAGGUUGGAUGGGGAGUGUUGCUGAACAACUAAUUUCAGGUUUCUCCAAAGAUGUUCAAGUCCAGGCUCUGGCUGGGCCACUCAAGGACAUUCAGAGACUUGUCCCGAAGCCACUCCUGUGUUGUCUUGGCUGUGUGCUUAAGGUCGUUGUCCUGUUGGAAGAUGAACCUUUGCCCCAGUCUGAGGUCCUGAACACUCUGGAGCAGGUUUUUAUCAAGGAUCUCUCUGUACUUUGCUCCGUUCAUCUUUUCCUCGAUCCUGACUAGUCUCCCAGUCCUUGCCACUGAAAGAGCAGAUGCAGCAUGAUGCUGUAGUGCCAGGUUUCCUCCAGACGUGACGCUUGGCAUUCAGGCCAAAGAGUUCAAUGUUGGUUUCAUCAGACCAGAGUAUCUUGGUCAGAGUCCUUUAGGUACAUGUUAGCUAACUCCAAGCAUGCAGUGGGACCUUACCAAAUCAUGUCCAAUCAAGUUGUAGAAACAUCUCAAGGAUGAUCAAUGGAAGGAAGAUGCAGCUGAGCUCAAUUUCAAAUCUCAUAGCAAAGGGACUGAAUAUUUAUGUAAAUCAGUUAUUUCUGUUUUUCAUUUUUUAUAACUUUGUAAACAAGUCAUUAUGGGGUAUUGUGUGUAGAUUAAUGAGGAUUUAAUCAAUUUUAGAAUAAGGCUGUAACGAAACAAAAUGUGGAAAAAGGGAAGGGGUCUGAAUACUUUCCGAAUGCACUGUAUAUACACUACUGUAUGGUGUGCAUAAGUACACCACAGCAUUGGCAUAUAAAGUAAAGAUAUGGUUCAAUACAUUAUUAUAUAUAUAUAUAUAUAUAUACAUUAUCAUAUGAUAAAUGAAUUAUAUAAGAUAACUAUGUUAUAAAGUGAUAAGCUGAGGAAGCUCCUUCUCUUUUCAAAUACUAAAUGCAUCUUUACUCUCAAAUAACAAGCUUAUUUCUAGAUAGUGAGCUCACUCAUAAAUACCCUUUAGCAAGCUAUUAUAUAUGCCAGGGAUGGGAAACUGGUGUCCCGCGGUCCCCUUUUGUAGGCCUGUGGACCAAUAAAGAAAAUAAUUGGUUCGUGUGGGGGGUGGGGGUGUAUGGAUGUGGGUAUGCAGAGCCACAAGGAAACUGUGGACCCUCAUUAGUUCUGUUUUUUUGUUGGCCCCACCCUCAUCAAAGUUGCCAAUCCCUGAUAGAAGCAAUUGUAUUCUAUAUAACAAUGGAGUGUUUCUGAAUGUUAUUUACUUGUGACAGGCUCUCUUUCUUGUGUAAAGUGAAGAAAGACAAUAUAGAUCUAAACAUUAACACAUGCUACAAGUAGAUCGCCUUCACUUAACAUUAUUCUGGGUCAUUCGUUAUCUAUGUGUGAUUUACUGAAGCACUUAUGGUUAAGCAUUUAUGAUUACGUUUCUGCAUGUGUUCAUGUAGAUCUAGUAUGAAUCUUUAAUUAUCACAUCCAUUAAAUUGACAGACUAAGAUUUUGUGUGUGUGCCUGCGUGCGUGUGUGUGUGUGUGUGUGUGUGUGUGUGUGUGUGUGUGUGUGUGUGUGUGAGAAAUAUGUUCCAAAAAAAUGAAUGACUGUUGUACCUGAUUAGGGCUGUUGCAGUGACCUUAUUACUGCCACACCAGCAGUAAAAUUCCACUUGACCAUUGAAUCACCUCAAGAUGUUUUCACACUUGGUCCCUUUCAGACAAUUUUUGUGAACUAAGUGCAGUUUGCUUAAUCAUUUUUUCAGUGUGCACACUCCAAAGAAACUAAUACCCCUCUAAAGAGCCCCAGAAGCGAACCGAACUGAGACCAUCUCGUGAUGUGGUCUGAGUUCUGUGCACUUGAACUUCUCGGUCCGGUUCCCUUUUUUAGGGCAAUAUGAACACAAAGCCACUCAGGUUCGCUUGUCAUUGUUCUCGCACCUGAUACUAGAAUACUGCAACACCGUUUCCUCUGCCAUAACCCAAGGAAUUAAAUCAUCAACAUGUAUUGAUCACAUCUUUACUAAUGCUGCAGAUAUUUGCUUUAAAGCACUAUCCAAAUCAUUAGGAUGUAGUGAUCACAAUAUAGUAGCCAUAUCUAGGAAAACCAAAGUUCCAAAGGCUGGGCGUAAGAUAGUGUAUAAGAGGUCAUACAAUAAGUUUUGUGGUGAUUCAUAUGCUGAUGAUAAAUAAUAUUUGCUGUGGUGUGUAAUGAGGAGCAACCAGACGCUGCACUUGACGCAUUUAUGAAACUACUUAUUCCAGUUACUAAUAAGCAUGCACCCAUUGAGCAAAUGACUGUUAAAAACUGUUAAAUCCCCUUGGAUUGAUGAGGAAUUGAAAAAUUGUAUGGUUGAGAGGGAUGAGGCAAAAGGUAUGGCAAUUAAGUCUGGCAGCCCAACUGAUUGGCAAACGUACUGCAAAUUAAGAAAUCAUGUGACGAAACUAAAUAAAAAUAAACUACACUAUGAAACAAAGAUAAUUUAUAUAAAGAAUGAUAGUAAAAAGCGUUGGGGCACCUUAAGUGACAUUUUGGGAAGAAAAGCAUUUUGGGAAGCUCCUUCAUUCAUUGAAUCAGAUGGCUCAUUCAUCACAAAGCCCACUGAUAUUGCCAACUACUUUAAUGACUUUUUCAUUGGCAAGAUAAGCAAACUUAGGGAUGACAUGCCAGCAACAAACGCUGACACUACACAUCCAAGUAUAUCUGACCAAAUUAUGAAAGAAAAUAAUUGUACUUCUGAAUUCCGUAAAGUUAGUGUGGAAGAGGUCAAGAAAUGAUUGUUGUCUAUCAACAAUAACAAGCCACCGGGGUCUGGUUGGGAAACCAAAGUCAUUCCGCUACCCAAGAAUAGUAAAUCCAAUCAAAGUUUAUUUGUCACAUGCGCCAAAUACAACAUGUGUAGACCUUACAGUGAAAUGCUUACUUACAGGUCCUAACCAACAGUACAAUUUGUAAGUAAAAAAUAGGUAUUAGGUGAACAAUAGAUAAGUAAAGAAAUAAAAAACAACAGUAAAAAAACAGUGAAAAAUAACAGUAGCGAGGCUAUAUACAGGCACCGGUUAGUUGGGCUAACUGAGGUAGUAAGUACAUGUAGGUAUGGUUAAAGUGGCUAUGCAUAUAUGAUAAACAGAGAGUAGCAGUUGCGUAAAAGAGGGGUUGGCGGGUGGUGGGGGGGGACGACGACGACAAUGCAAAUAGUCUGGGUAGCCAUUUGAUUACCUGUUCAGGAGUCUUAUGGCUUGGGGUAAAAACUGUUGAGAAGCCUUUUGGUCCUAGACUUGGCACUCCGGUACCGCUUGCCAUGCGGUAGUAGAGAGAGCAGUCUAUGACUGGGGUGGCUGGGGUCUUUGGCAAUUUUUAGAGCCUUCCUCUGACACCGCCUGGUGUAGAGGUCCUGGAUGGCAGGCAGCUUAGCCCCAGUGAUGUACUGGGCCGUACGCACUGCCCUCUGUAGUGCCUUGCGGUUGGAGGCCGAGCAGUUGCCGUACCAGGCAGUGAUGCAACCAGUCAGGAUGCUCUCGAUGUUGCAGCUGUAGAACCUUUUGAAGAUCUGAGGACCCAUGCCAAAUCUUUUCAGUCUGCUGAGGGGGAACAGGCUUUGUCGUGCCCUCUUCACGAAAGCCCCCUUUACUGGCUCAAAUAGCAGACCAAUCAGCCUGUUACCAACCCUUAGUAAACUUCUGGAAAGAAUUCUGUUUGACAGGCCUGAAGGCACACAGUGUGUUGUGAAAUCUGUGGAUGUAUUGUAAUGUUUUUAAUAUUGUAUAAACUGCCUUAAUUUUGCUGGACCCCAGGAAGAGUAUCUGCUGCUGCUAAUGGGGGUCCAUAAAAAAUACAAAUAACCUCUCACAUUGGAACCACACAAGAGGGAAGAUGAUGAUGUGCAGGCUCUCAGAAAAAAACAUGCUGUUUUGGGAUAUUGGUUAGCGAUUGUCAAGGAAGCACAGAAAUUCCAAAAUAUGUGUGGAGAUUUUAGUUCAGAUUAUUUGUUUGCAAUAUGUGAUCUAUAAAGAGAGCUACAUAAGCUGUUUUAUUCACUUGUGGGAUUUGAAUAGUGUGAGAAGACAACAACAUAUUUGGUGAGAAUCACAACAUCAGGUACAAAAUCAAUUCUAGCUCUGAGUGUACAACUUUUUAUUUAAUCUGCAUUUUGCUGUGCAUUCUGUUAACAAUCAUAUUUACAUGUUAAUAGUAUCUUCUGAUUACAAUUAUGUCUAAUCUUUUAACUAAAUGCAAUCUAUUAGCUUCCAAAAUGUUGUUUUUAAGUAAACAACACACUGCCAUCACGCACAGAUGUGCUCAACUCUUGGCGGCAGUAAGAAAGCCAGCGAAGAGCCUGGAUCUCAAUCCCAUUGAGCACGUCUGGGACCUAUUGGAUCGGAGGGUGAGGGCUAGGGCCAUUCCUCCCAGAAAUGUCCGGGAACUUGCAGGUGCCUUGGUGGAAGAGUGGGGUAACAUCUCACAGCAAGAACUGGCACAUCUGGUGCAGUCCAUGAGGAGGAAAUGCAAUGCAGUACUUAAUGCGGCUGGUGGCCACAUCAGAGACUGACUGUUACUUUUGAUUUUGACCCCCCCCCCUUUGUUCAGGGACACAUUAUUCUAUUUCUAUUCAUCACAUGUCUGUGGAACUUGUUCAGUUUAUGUCUCAGAAAAUAAACACAGUUGAUAGUGA